This is a messenger RNA of Nicotiana tabacum (common tobacco), 1900 nucleotides long. NCBI's taxonomy places the organism in Eukaryota, Viridiplantae, Streptophyta, Magnoliopsida, Solanales, Solanaceae. The record is from RefSeq and is a predicted model, not a curated record.
CGCUUUUCUUCUCUAUCUUCCCCAAAUUUCAAAAUUUUCAAAUACCCCAAUUCUCUCCAUUUUUAUCCGAUUAGUACUCUGUACUAUGUCUACUUAAAAAUUUUCUUAACUCUUUUUUUAAAUCAAGUCCCAUUGUAGAAAUUUGAAGAUAUUCUCAUUCUUGCCAAGUUGACAAAUGGGUAAAAAUUCAUAUGGUAAGAAAUCAAAAUCUAAAUCAAAUGUGGUCAAAUUUUCAUCUCUUCAUGUUGAUUAUGACUCUGACUUUGAAGAAACGGUGUUGAAGAGGUGCAAAUCCUCACAUGCAAUAGUCGUUCGAAAGGACAAUCGAAGGGAAAAACGGGUUGAAGCAUUGCAUACAAAAGACAAAGGAAAAAAAAUCGAAAAUGCAUCUGCUAUGCAACAAAAUAUUGCUAUUAAACCCAAAAAGAGAAAGCGUGCUAGCACGGAGGAAGUUCAAUUUGAUAAACUUCCUGUGAAGAAAUGGGAUUACUAUGUCGCAUUGGAUGCAAAAUUAUCUUGUUCUCAUUGGAGCUCACAUACCAAUAUUGGGGUUGUUGAUGAGUUAAAGUUGAAAUUGACGGAUGAGCAGAUUCAAAUGUUUAGGAAAACUUGUUUUGGCUAUUUCCUCGAUUUGCCUCCUGUUGUUGUACAGAAUCAAGUUAUACGGUUCUUAAUGUCUAGGGAGUUGGUUCAAGAUAGUGAGGAUGAGUUUUACGUCAAGAUCAAUCAUAGUACCCUGUGUUUUGGGAUUAGAGAAUUUGCAAUUAUAUCUGGUUUAAGGUGUGUUGGUGAAGUCAAUGAUGAGGGAACUUAUAGUGGAUCAAAUAGGCUCAAGGAAGCCUACUUUCCCGAUCGUGAUAGAGUAUCAAAGGAUGAUCUUAUUGAUUGUUUUAUGGAAAAAAGAUGGCAGUCAGAUAAUGAUGCUCUAAAGAUUUCGUUAUUGUACUUCAUAUACACCUUCUUAUUUUCCACAAUUAGUAAAAGAUCCUUUGAAAGUAAUCGAGAUUUUUUUUUGAUAGAGAGUGGGGAAUACGAGCAGUUUCCAUGGGGAAAAAUUGUAUUUAAAGCUUUGAUUGGUUCUGUGAGAAAUAAGUUCAGAUUUGUAAAGAAGUUUCAUAGGUCUGGGGGUUUACCACUUGCAUUGCAUAUUUGGAUUUAUGAGUGUUGUUCUGAAGUAGACCCUAAUAUUGCCACCCGUGUUGCAAGCCGAGUGCCACGGAUACUAAAUUGGAAUGUUACAAAAAGGCCUAGCUUUGAGAAAUUAUGCAACGGCAUGUUGGGAGAAUCAAGGAACAAGUUGGUAUUUACAAAUAUUUCUGCAACCGUGGAUGAGUUAGGGGCAUUAUAUUUGCCCAUAAAUGUUGAAUUUGCUGCACAAAAAGGUGUUGUUUCUGAGGAUGUUUGUCAACUUAGUGUCAAUGAAUCUGGUUACAUAACGCCGCCUUUCAAAAGGAGCAACAAGCAGCAGCUACGAAAUAUAAAUAGCAAUGCCUCAAAUGAUGAAAGCUUUUUGGAGGGAAAAUAUAGUAUAAGUGAUUUUGAAAAGACCGGUUGGAAAGUGUGGCUGAAUAUCGGAAAAAUUUGCCUACGUUUGAUGGUGGUGAUUAUCCGAUUCCAAGCGAGUCUCAGAUUGCUAUACUUGAACAAACUGCUGUUCAAAAAGCUGUUGAGGUGGUAAAUGAAACCAAUGCCAAAACAAUCCACAAGAGUAAGACGUAUUGGAAAAUAUGAGAAGUCUCCAUAUAUGCCACUUGAUUCAGGAGAUUGCAGUUCUGCGACACUAGUGCCUAAGCAAUAUUUUAACCUUAAGCAUCCUUUUACUAUUGACAUCGGGGUUGAACCUGAUAUUGCUUUGCGUUGGGCUUUUGAGCAAUUUGUUGAUACGGGGACGUAUAAAAAA